Messenger RNA from Oryza brachyantha (malo sina), 1422 nucleotides. RefSeq names its product pectinesterase-like. Bases 63 to 1157 code for a protein of 364 amino acids. Lineage: Eukaryota; Viridiplantae; Streptophyta; Magnoliopsida; Poales; Poaceae. The transcript is spliced from 2 exons. The record is from RefSeq and is a predicted model, not a curated record. Gene Ontology annotation, biological process: cell wall modification. Gene Ontology annotation, molecular function: pectinesterase activity; pectinesterase inhibitor activity.
UAUAUAGAUGCAGGAAGCACCAACUGGCCGGAUGGAAUAAUUAAGUUAGAGCAAUCAAGAGCAUGGCUGUCAUGCUGCCUCUGGUGCUGAUUGUUCUGGGCGCUCUUGGCUUCCUCGCAAGUGCGGCCGGCUCCGGCGGCAUCAUGCCUUCUUGGGUGAAGCCGGCGGCGGACGGGGAGGGGCUCGCGUUCGCCGGAGAAGUCUCCGUGACUGUGGCGCAGGACGGCAGCGGCAAUUACACGUCCAUCGUUGCUGCCUUGGCGGCGGCGCCCAAGAGCAAGACGAGGUACACUGUCCGCAUCAGAGAGGGGACGUACGUGGAGCAGCUCAACAUCACGAGGCAUAAUGUGACUUUGUGGGGCGACGGAAUGGGCAAGACGGUGAUCACUGGCAACCGUGGCUCUCCCGACAAGAACUACAUGCUUUCAUCGGCUACCGUUAUGACAUAUGGCAUGCAUGCAGCGGCCCUUGGGCGCGGUUUCAUGGCCAGAGACCUGACCAUACAGAACACAGCCGGAGUAGACGGGAAUCAGUCGUUGGCUCUUCGGUCCAACUCGCAGCAUACUGUUCUGUACCGGUGUGGGCUGGAUGGUUUCCAGGACACGCUGUACGCGGAGAACAAGCGUCAGUUUUACCUGGACUGCGACAUCUCGGGGACCGUGGAUUUGAUAUUUGGCGACGCCAAGGCAGUGUUCCAAGGCUGCCGUCUCCUGGUGCGUCGUCCCAAGGAAGGAGCGCACAACGUGAUCACGGCGCAGGGCCGCGACAGGCCCGGCUACGUCCAGUCCGGCUUCAGCUUCCAGAACUGCAGUGUCAUUGCAAUGCCCAAUGAAAACCUCACCGGCGUCGAGACGUACCUCGGCCGUCCAUGGAGAAAUCACUCCCAUGUCAUUUUCAUGGAGUCGUUCUUGGACGGCAUCGUUCAUCCUAGUGGCUGGGUGCACUGGGACAAGAACAAUCCCCGUUUCGGAGACGAGAAGACCGUGGGCUACAUGGAGUACAACAACAGGGGACCCGGAGCUAACACCACCGGGCGCAUCAACUGGGAAGGCUUCUCCGUCCCCGACGCCAAGAAAGCCGAGGAGUAUACCGUCGACCGCUUCAUCAACGGCAGCUGGUGGCUGCCCAAAGAACUCAACUACAACCAUGGCCUCUAAGUUCUCCCUGCAUGCUUGCGAAUUAAUUUGCUUCCGUUUCACUGCUGCGCGCUUGCACUUGCAGCCUAUGAUCAUGUCGUGUGGUGUGUCUAGCUAGCUUGUGAAUUGUGAUCGAUCUCAUCUUCGCCUUAAUAAUUUGCUGCAUGGCCGGCCUGCUACCUUUUAUUAUUGUGUAAUAAUGCCACUGUUUGCAUGGUUUCUAUCUUAAAUAAAAUUUGGCCGCCGUCCUUAGUGGCCCGGCCGGCAAAAAAAGCUUGCGUGAGCA